Aspergillus oryzae RIB40 is the source of this 360-nucleotide messenger RNA. RefSeq lists its product as uncharacterized. Lineage: Eukaryota; Fungi; Ascomycota; Eurotiomycetes; Eurotiales; Aspergillaceae. The record is from RefSeq and is a predicted model, not a curated record. Gene Ontology annotation, biological process: transmembrane transport. Gene Ontology annotation, molecular function: transmembrane transporter activity. The coding region runs from base 1 to 360 and encodes 119 amino acids. The transcript has 2 exons.
AUGGCAUGUGGUCUCUUGACGUACGGUUUUACUCUAAACUAUGGCAAGCACUGGAUUGGACUUGCAUUCGGUUGGGGUAUGGUUGUAGCGGGUAUGAUUGCUAGCACGGUGUCCAUCACUGCAUAUAACCUUGAGAAGUAUCCAGAUCAAUCCACUGUUGUGUCUGCCAUUAUCAACGCAUGGCGUACGGCAAGUGGGUUCUCCGUAGGAUAUUUUCAGCCUGCUUGGAUCGCGAGAAAUGGCAUCUCGGCUGUGUUCGGCACUCAGGUUGCUGUUGUCGUUGCAGUAUUAAUCCUUACUAUUACUCCUGUUAUUAUUAUCGAGGGCCGGAAAACUAAGGCACAAGUGGCCCACGCAUGA